Diachasma alloeum is the source of this 4082-nucleotide messenger RNA. RefSeq names its product protein ecdysoneless. Bases 129 to 1952 code for a protein of 607 amino acids. Gene Ontology annotation, cellular component: nucleus. The record is from RefSeq and is a predicted model, not a curated record. The transcript has 3 exons. NCBI's taxonomy places the organism in Eukaryota, Metazoa, Arthropoda, Insecta, Hymenoptera, Braconidae.
GUUAUGGUCAUGAGUAAACGCUAGAAGAACGGGCGUGUGAAUCACCAAAAACAUUAAUCAACUCCCCUUUGUACUUGAAAAAAUUCCAAUUAAAAGUUGUCACCUCCCAAAAUAAAGCCCCUAAAAAAAUGGAGGCGAUAAAAACCCAGGAGGACAUCCUCGAGUGCUACCUCUACCCAAAAUCCUGCUACACAACCCCCGACCUAAUCGACGAAUCAGUCCUCACCACGGAGAUAACCAGGUUCAACCACCUAAUGUCGACCUACACCAAAGACUACAUGUGGCACUGUGACCCCCUGGUGUUCCAUCCCCGAACGAAGACCUCCCAGAUCCUGGAGAGUGUGAUCCAGGGUGACCCCAGGCCCCCCGACACCAGCCUGAUCCCCCACAUAGUGGCCAGACUGCGGUACGACGAGGACAUCGGUGACGAGUGGUUCACAGUCUUCCUGAUCUUCAGAUUAACGGAGUCCCUGGAGGGGCUGAUAGCCCGCCUGGUGGACUCUGACGGUGAAUUCCUGCUGAUCGAGGGUGCUGACGACCUGCCGAAGUGGGCGGAGCCUGAGACCUGUCAGGAUCGCGUUUACGUGGCGAAUGGGGCUGUCCACGUGGUGAAGGACGAGAAGCUGGUGCUGGAGAGGCUGAGGAGCCUGGCAAGGAGCCCUGAGAGGCACUUGCUGCCUGAGGCUGCGCAGAUGGCCAUCAGAAAGCGAAUCAGUGUUUAUCCGGAGGAGGUUGGCAGGAGGAGGCACAAGGCCAGGGCUUUUCUCCCUGAGAAAGCAGCCUCGAUUCUCGCUCAGGAGCCUGGACUCAUUGCUUUUGCCAUUCGCACCAUUGUGCAUUCAGACCCCGUCGAGAGGAGGGUCUGCAGGGCCAUGAGGUACUUCCCACCUGAGCAGAGGACGAUGGUCAACCUGGGGAUGACCAGGUGUCUGUAUGCCAUGGCCACCCACUGUCGGUACACUGGGGACCCCAGGACUGGCUGGAACUUUCCUCCGACUAAUAGCCCCAAGUACAGUGCACAUCUGCUGGGGAUCAAGGUCGCCUGUGGCCUCGAGAUUCUUGUCGCCAGGGCCAACGAGAGGCGGAGGAAGAGGGAGGGCGCUGGCGGGGCUGGCGACGACGACAAGUGGGGGGCCUAUCUCAGGAGGCUCGAGGACUGCGGCUACUUCAGGGGGUGUCUGCAGGGGAGCCAGGAGAGGGACAGGCUCGAGAGAGUCGCCAGGGAGUUCCUCGUGGAGAGACCUCUCGGCUUGCCCACCCAGCACAAGGAUGAUGAUGCUGCUGACAGGAUUCUAGCGGCUUGGAAGAGCCUCAAGACUGAGGACUUCGAAAUGCUUGCUCAGGAUGAGGCGUCAUUGAGUCCUCCCGACGAUGACAGCUGGCUGAAUGUCGAUGCGCAACAACUAGAGUCCAUGCUGAAUCAGCACUGGGGACUGGCGGAGAAGAAGAGUCAAGAACCCACGAGUAUCAAAGAGAAGAUCAAGGCGUUCUUGAAUCAGACUAGUGAUAUCGAGGGAAUAGAGUUCACUGGAGAAGGAGCCCGAGAUGACGAUCCUCGACACGACUCUGAAGAGGGAGGACGAAUAGAAUUCGACGCUGACGUCUACGACAGCACCCUCCGUGACAUUUUGGACCUAGUGGUCCCAGGUGGUGACGGAGAGUUCGAUGGCAGCUCCGAGGGAUCUCUCGCUGGAGAUGACGACGAGAGGGCAGGGGAAAUGGACAAAUACAUGAGAUUACUGGACUCCCAGCUGGAGUUGCAGCUCAAGAAAGACGACACGAGUUUAUCUAGUAGAUUUAAGGACUCGACAGAGUCCAAUCUCGUGGAGAGCAUGGAGGAGGAAGCUGGUGGGGCUGGACCUGCUGGCAAUAUCAUUGGUGGGCCUGUUCGACGUCUCAUGCAUCUUCAUCUUCAAUCACCAACUGCUGUUCCCCCUGAUCUCCAGAGUUAAUACCGAUGGGUGGGGGGGUUAUGCGGCUCAUUCGGGGUAGUUUAUGUACACAAUUUCUUCAUCCAGCCAUGCUAAGCCUAGAUUCUAUGUCCAACAUCCUAUUAAUAAAGUCGUGGGCGAAAAAAUUUUACAGAAAAAUCUGGCGAAUUUUAUGGAAAUUCUGGGGGAAUUCCAUUCAAUUUUCUAUUCGUUUUUAGACGAUUCUAUUGGAAAUUUUUGCUGCUCAUCUGCGCGUUUUUUCAGUGGUUCUAGGGGAAUAUAUUUUAUGGAAAAAAUGGAUAAAAAUCUGGAGAAUAAUCAAUAGGAUUCUAUUUUUUAUAGGACUUAUUUAAUUGAGAUAUUUUGGACGGACAUCCGUUGGCUUCAAUUUUAGAAGGUUUUUUGUUUGAUUUUUUCAAUAAAAAGAGAUAAAAAAUGAAGUGGAAAAAACUUGAAAAAUUCAUUUUGAGGAAUUCCUGUAGAAAAUUUCUCAAUAGAAAUAGUUUUACAGAAAGACUAAAUUCUACUGAUUCUUUUCUAUAGAAUAGUUUCUAUCAAACACUUUCUAUUAAAAGAAUCGACCAAGAACUAAUAGAACUUUUCAACGAAAAUUCAAUAAAAAUCCAAUUGACUUUUCCAUCGAAUUCACUAGAUUUUUCUAUAAAAUUUCUUCGUGCCUAUACGAAUUGGUUUGGAGGAGAAACUAAUUCGAAAUAUCAGUGAAUUUAAAAUAGCUACGACCUGCCUACUUCUAGGGAUACUUUUUUAUUUUAUAAUUAAGUACAUUUGGUGGAAGAUACUCACGUGUGAGAAAAUUCAAUGAAAAAAACCCUGGGGAUUUGAAUAAAAAUGUUCAAUAGAAGAAAUAUCUAGAAUGUUUGUGAAAUUUCUGCGAUAAUUUUCUCUUGAAUUUUUUUCAAUGGAAAAUUACUUGUCAGUAGACUGUUAUAGAAAUUAAUUUAUGAAGACAACAACAUAAAUCGACUGUAAAAUUCACUCAUUCAGCGUAUUAAGUCUCAAUUUCCAAUGGACUUUAAAGAAAUAUUUUUCACGUUUUCCAAAUUUCUGUUUUUCCUCAUUAUUUAUAUAUUUUUUAUUUAAAAAUUUAAAAAAUUCUUCUGUUGAAUUUUCUCAUACAUACUCCAAGGAGAAAUCAAUCACUCAUUAAUUAUAAUGCGAAAAAAACCAAUAAUUAUUAAGAAAAUUGAUUUUUUUAAUUUUAUACGCACAACAACGAUAUUAUGAUUUUUGUAAUCUAUAUUAUAAAACAUUCAUGCAUUUAUGUAUUCAUCAACAUAAAUGGACUGUAAAAUUCAUGUCUCAAAAUUAUAUUCCGCGCAAAGGAUUUUACCAGCUUAUGAAGUCUCAAUUUCCAGUCGACUUUGCAGAAAUAUUUUCCAUAUUUCCAAAAUUUCAUUUUUUUUUCAUUUAUUUCUUUUCCAAUGCAAAAAAAAAUACUUCUGUUGAAUUUUCUCAUCCACACUCCCAGGAGAAAUCAAUCACUCAUUAAUUAUAAUGCGAAAAAAAAGAAUAAUUAUUAAGAAAAUUGAUUUUUUAAAUUUUAUACGCACAAUAACGAUAUUAUGAUUUUUAUAAUCUGUAUAUUUGCAUUCAUCAACAUAACUCAGCUGUAAAAUUCAUUUCUCAACAUUACAUCCCACACAGUGAAUUUUAUUACGAAAUAAUAAAUGGUUCGCUUAAGCUUACCUCAUAAAAACUCAAGUGACAAUGAUUCAGGAAGUGUUAAACUCGCAUUUGACUUAAAAAGGGAAUAGAAAAUAUCACUAUGACACUGAUUGGUUAUUUGAAUGCACGUUUGAACCACUUUGGUGCAUAACUCGUUACACGAUUUGCAUUAGCAACACUGCCACUGCUUCCAGGGCUUGGAUCACUCACGUCUUCGCCUGAAUUACUGUGACCAAUGUUAGCGUUUGAGUCUUGGAGUGUUUGACUCUCACUUCGAGUCGUCGUUAUCCUGAAAAAAUGAUAACGCUGAAUAAAUGAGAAUAUGAGGUUGAAGGUGGGGGAUUUUUAAUGCUUUUUUACCUGGAUUUUAUGGCUUGAACACUGGCGAUUUUUGGAUCCACCAAUUUGCUCCUCAGCUCUGGCUUGAGGUCAGAUACUCCUGAGUAGUAAAUUAUGGCUGACGGC